Molecule: messenger RNA, 1672 nt
Organism: Alnus glutinosa
Lineage: Eukaryota; Viridiplantae; Streptophyta; Magnoliopsida; Fagales; Betulaceae
Product: WD-40 repeat-containing protein MSI1
Exons: 6
Coding region: 145-1416 (423 amino acids)
Biological process (GO): regulation of gene expression
Cellular component (GO): nucleus
Molecular function (GO): histone binding
Source: RefSeq, a predicted model, not a curated record
UCGAGUCAUCUCUAGGGUUCCACUCAAGACUCAAUCCCCCAAUUCUUGGCGGGAACAAACGGAAAAAGGUAAAUAAAAGAAACAAAAUCCAGAGAAAAAGCCCGAGAAAAUCCAAUCCAAGCAGCCGCAUAAGCGACGAAGAAGAUGGGAAAAGACGAGGAGGAGAUGAGGGGGGAGAUAGAGGAGAGGCUGAUCAACGAGGAGUACAAGAUCUGGAAGAAGAACACGCCCUUUCUUUACGAUCUGGUCAUCACGCACGCCCUCGAGUGGCCGUCCCUCACCGUCGAGUGGCUGCCGGACCGAGAGGAGCCUCCCGGAAAAGACUACUCGGUGCAGAAGAUGAUUCUUGGGACGCACACCUCCGAGAACGAGCCCAACUACCUCAUGCUCGCGCAGGUCCAGCUGCCCCUCGACGACGCCGAGAAUGACGCUCGCCACUACGACGACGACCGCGCAGACGUCGGCGGCUUCGGCUGCGCCAAUGGCAAGGUGCAAAUAAUCCAGCAAAUAAAUCAUGAUGGAGAGGUUAAUCGUGCUCGUUAUAUGCCUCAGAACUCGUUUAUCAUUGCCACUAAGACAGUUAGUGCGGAAGUAUAUGUUUUUGAUUAUAGCAAACACCCAUCUAAGCCUCCUCUAGAUGGUGCUUGCAGCCCUGACUUGAGGUUGAGGGGCCAUAGCACUGAAGGAUAUGGUUUAUCAUGGAGUAAGUUUAAGCAGGGCCAUUUAUUGAGUGGCUCUGACGAUGCUCAGAUAUGCUUGUGGGAUAUUAAUGCUACUCCCAAGAACAAAACGCUUGACGCCAUGCAAAUUUUUAAGGUGCAUGAAGGUGUUGUAGAAGAUGUUGCAUGGCAUCUGAGGCAUGAAUAUUUGUUUGGUUCAGUUGGCGAUGAUCAACACCUGCUUAUAUGGGAUCUCCGGACUCCAUCAGUUAGCAAGCCUGUCCAUUCUGUUAUUGCUCAUCAAAGUGAGGUUAAUUGCUUAGCUUUCAAUCCCUUUAAUGAAUGGGUUGUCGCUACGGGGUCUACUGAUAAAACUGUCAAGUUGUUUGAUUUACGCAAGAUCGAUAUUGCACUCCACACCUUUGAUUGUCACAAGGAGGAGGUUUUCCAAGUUGGCUGGAAUCCAAAGAAUGAGACUAUCUUAGCUUCUUGUUGUCUUGGUAGGAGACUCAUGGUGUGGGAUCUUAGCAGGAUUGAUGAAGAGCAAACACCAGAGGAUGCCGAAGAUGGACCGCCAGAGUUGCUUUUUAUUCACGGUGGGCACACGAGUAAGAUAUCUGAUUUUUCCUGGAACCCAUGUGAAGAUUGGGUUGUUGCUAGCGUAGCGGAAGACAACAUACUUCAAAUCUGGCAGAUGGCAGAGAACAUCUACCAUGAUGAAGAUGAUUUACCUGAAGAAUCUACCAAGGCUGCUUAGUGUAAUUUUUCCAGUAUUUGACGUACCUAGACAAAGUAGCCAGAAAAAGAAAUAGUCAAGGGGCAACUGGUUGGUGUUUUCCUUGAUUUGCUUUUGGUUUCCCAUGACCUCCUUAAGUCUCUAAGCUGAGCUUCCCAUGAUGUAUUCAACCAUGCAUACUACUCGUUAUGAUUAGCAGUGAAAAUGUUUCUGAUUCAUUGUACUUUCAGUUCUUCAAUCACAAAUUAGCAAUGAAACACAUGUAUUUCGAAUUUUA